UGGCUCUUGUGAGACGGUUUUCUGCUUUCCCGUUCCUUCCUCCUCUGACCUCUCUACCCUCUUCCUAGCGGCGACGACAAGGCGAGCAGCCACCGCACCUUGGUCUUUUGUCCGGCGAGCACCUGGGCCUUCGUCGGACGCCGGCGACGAACAUCCGACGUCUAAAAGGUCAUGGCAGAGACCAUAGAUUUAUCAGGGGAUGGAGGUGUUCUAAAGACGGUGGUCCGUAAAGCAAAGGAUGAUGCUAUUGCGCCAUCUGAUAGCCUGCCCUUGGUUGAUGUUCAUUACGAAGGCACACUUGCUGAGAAUGGUGAAGUUUUUGACACCACCCAUGAAGACAACUCUAUUUUCUCAUUUGAAGUUGGACAGGGGGCUGUCAUCAAAGCAUGGGAUAUAGCCUUAAGAACUAUGAAGGUUGGUGAAGUUGCAAAAAUUACAUGCAAGCCAGAAUAUGCAUAUGGAACUGCGGGCUCACCACCGGAGAUACCUCCUAACGCAACCCUCAUUUUUGAGGUGGAGUUAGUAGCUUGCAGGCCGAGGAAAGGUUCAAGUGUGGGCAGUGUAUCUGAUGAGAAAGCCAGGCUUGAGGAACUUAAGAAGCAGCGAGAGCUUGCUGCUGCUACCAAAGAGGAAGAGAAAAAGAAGAGGGAGGAAGCAAAAGCUGCUGCAGCAGCUCGGGUGCAAGCAAAGCUUGACGCGAAGAAGGGGAAGGGAAAAGGGAAAGGGAAAUAGAUUGCAACAUUGCUGCUGACUGUUGUAACCUAGAAAAUAAUCUGGGUGCAUCCAAGUCAGGCUUGGUCACUUACUGUGCUUAAUGUGCGCUGCACCCUUGCUUCUAUCUCGCACUGUUAUACUGAAAAGAGCAAAAUAAGUAGAGAAAUGUUUGGUAUAUGCGCAGAUCACCAAUCUUGAUAUCACUGCUGAUUUGGGACAGCACGUCCAUGUCUGAUAUACUAGCAACAAGUUCAUGUCUGAUAUACUAGCAACAAGUUCAUGUC
Messenger RNA from Setaria italica (foxtail millet), 998 nucleotides. RefSeq names its product peptidyl-prolyl cis-trans isomerase FKBP20-1. Bases 172 to 732 code for a protein of 186 amino acids. The transcript has 6 exons. Gene Ontology annotation, biological process: protein peptidyl-prolyl isomerization. Gene Ontology annotation, cellular component: cytoplasm. Gene Ontology annotation, molecular function: peptidyl-prolyl cis-trans isomerase activity. The record is from RefSeq and is a predicted model, not a curated record. NCBI's taxonomy places the organism in Eukaryota, Viridiplantae, Streptophyta, Magnoliopsida, Poales, Poaceae.